AUGGAUAUUUCUCAAUACGAAAAGUUUUUUGCCGAGUUCGAUGUUGACAUUUCAAGAGUGUUUGUUGUAGGUGGUAUGCUUUCUGACAAUGCAGCCAGCAAUAUUGUUCCAUUCAAAUCUAUGAUGAGCAUCAUGAUUGGCAAGGAUACGAUCCAGAACAACAGCUUUGAAGCAGUCAAGGCUUUGCUGUUGCACGAGAUAGAACAUGCAAGACACUUUGAUCUUUUAUCCAUCUUCGUUGCACCCUACAUUAUUGCAUCCCUAGCAAUGUGCUUUCUGGUGAAGAAUAUUAAGAAGGAUGAGAACAAGUCUGCACUAAAGCAUUACGUGACAGUGAGCGCCCAGAUCUCAUUAUUUUUCCUCAUCGCUAUCCUGGCGAGUAAUCUCAUAGCAAGUAUCUGUGAGUUUAAUGCAGACAGGUUUGCAUGCUCAUAUGCAGAGUCGUGUGCCGAUCUAUCUCAGAAGCUUUUAGAAAUAACUAAGAAUAACAAAGCAUUCAUAUACUAG
Vittaforma corneae ATCC 50505 is the source of this 507-nucleotide messenger RNA. RefSeq lists its product as uncharacterized. Bases 1 to 507 code for a protein of 168 amino acids. Gene Ontology annotation, molecular function: metalloendopeptidase activity. NCBI's taxonomy places the organism in Eukaryota, Fungi, Microsporidia, Nosematidae. Gene Ontology annotation, biological process: proteolysis. The record is from RefSeq and is a predicted model, not a curated record. The transcript has a single exon.